Molecule: messenger RNA, 501 nt
Organism: Aspergillus terreus NIH2624
Lineage: Eukaryota; Fungi; Ascomycota; Eurotiomycetes; Eurotiales; Aspergillaceae
Product: putative transcription initiation factor TFIID subunit 13
Exons: 2
Coding region: 1-501 (166 amino acids)
Source: RefSeq, a predicted model, not a curated record
AUGUCGACCUCCAACCGCGCUCACCGCCGGCGCACACCCGCACCCAACAACACCGCCAACGCCGUCCAAGACGCUCCCUCUGCAUCUCCAUCGCCAUCCACGCACGACUCGAAGCCUUCGCCUCGUCGCCCCGCGCACAAGGCCUCUCGAAAACUCUCCCAACCCCCGCGCCAGCCCGGCACGGGCCAUGUGUCGACGCAGCUCGCACCUCCGUGGCCGUUCAAUCCCUCCGAAACAGCCUUAAUCCGCGCGGGCUAUCUCCCAGCCUUCAAGCCUAAGCCUUCGCCUUCCACUACCGCCGCCGACGACAAGCAUCCCGAAGCGAACUCCAAACACAAACCGACUCCCAAGAUGGCCGAGCCUCGAGCCCGUGCCGCGCGGCACAAGGGGCAGAUGAAUUUCGCCUCGGAGCGUGCGUCGUCCCCCGUCCCCCAUUUCUAUUCCAUCGAAGACGGUGUACGGUGUACUGACGAAAGUCACUAUAUGUCCAUUGCAUCAUGA